AAUAAACAUUUUGGUCCGGAAGUGACGACGGACGCCGCAGUGGAUCCCACCCACUCCUCACGGUCGGAGAGUUUUUGUCGAAGGCCGGGCCCAGACGGGGCCUCCCCCGAGAACAGCCGACCCGGACAGAGGGAGAGGCCGGGCGCUGCCGUGGCUCGCCCGCCUGCGCGCCGGAGGGCUCGGAAGUCUGAGGGGCCGCGGGCGAGGCUGGCUUCCCCCGCAGGAGGCGAGGCGAGGCGAAGCUGCGUCCUGGGCUGGCGCUGCUGGGUUUGGACGUCCAGGCUUUGACGAACCCACAAGCAAACUUCAGGGUCUGUUCUUCUGAUGCAUAACAGAGGAAAGAGAUGAAGGGACAGCAAAAGGCUACAGAAACAGAAGAAGGUACCGUGCAAAUCCAGGAAGGUGCAGUGGCGACAGGUGAAGAUCCCACCAGCGUGGCCAUUGCCAGCAUCCAGUCAGCCGCAACCUUUCCUGACCCAAACAUCAAAUACGUCUUCCGAACAGAGAAUGGGGGUGCUCAGUUGAUGUAUCGGGUGAUACAGGUGGCGGAAGGGCAGCUGGACGGGCAGACGGAGGGAACCGGUGCCAUCAGCGGCUAUCCUGCGACGCAGUCCAUGACACAGGCUGUCAUCCAAGGUGCGUUCACCAGCGAAGAUGCAGUUGAGACGGAAGCCACAGCCACUGAGACGCACUAUACGUACUACCCUGCCGCCGCCGUGGCUGACACCAGCACCUCGGCUGGGGCAGGGACCACAGCCACGGCGGUGGUGACGACCCAGAACUCGGAUGCCUUGCUGGGGCAGGCCACGCCAACUGGUGCCGGUCAGUCAGGGCAAUUUUUUGUCAUGAUGUCACCGCAGGAGGUUCUGCAGAGUGGAACGCAGAGGUCUAUUGCCCCCAGGACUCACCCCUAUUCCCCGAAGUCUGAAGCGCCACGAACCACUCGAGAUGAGAAACGCCGAGCGCAGCACAAUGAAGUGGAGCGCCGGCGCAGGGACAAGAUUAACAACUGGAUUGUGCAGUUAUCCAAGAUUAUCCCAGACUGCUCAAUGGAGAACACCAAAUCUGGACAGAGUAAAGGUGGAAUCUUGUCCAAAGCCUGUGACUACAUUCAGGAGCUGAGGCAAAGUAACCUCCGUCUCUCGGAGGAACUUCAAGGUCUUGACCAGCUGCAGAUGGACAAUGAAGUUUUGCGACAGCAGGUCGAAGAGCUGAAAAACAAGAACCUGAUUUUGCGAGCGCAGCUGCGUCAGCAUGGCGUGGAGAUCAUCAUCAAGGAUGCCCACUGACCAGCCGUGGUUGGCCAGGGCCCUGCUCAGAUCACCGCAUUCUUCAGCACAGCAGAAGAUGGGGAUCCUUUGUCCUCACCCCACCCCACCCCAGUGCUUCCAAGCCAGGCUCCCAUUCUGUUGAACAGAACCAGAAAGAAGCAAGAUCAGCCUGGGACCAGGGACUGAGCUUUGAGACUCUUGCCUCUGCCUUGCCGCCUUGGCUGGCCCCCUUUGAGCCAGAUGCUGCCUCUUGACAAAGUACUUCUUGUUUUAUAGCUGAAUCGAUUCCCAGGUUGUGUCCCUUCUUCUUACCAUUAAUUCCCCUGUGCCUCUUUUAUGAGCAGCACCGCACACCUGGGCACUCAAACUAUCUGGCACAUCUGCGCAUGCAUGCAAAAUCAUAGUAUUGUUGCACGUUCCCACAUGUGUUCCUUUCACCCAGCCCUACCUCCCACCCCCCACCCCCACAAUUUCCAAAACCUCUUCCCUUGUCCACACCAAGGCACUUGAUCCUGUUAAGCCAUGGAGCUGAGUCUGCUAGUUCAGCUCAUGCCUGGCUGACUUGCCCCCAGCUCUCAAGCCCUGCUUUAUGGCUCCCUUUGGGCUUAUCUUCCGGCCUGUCUUGGGCCGAUUGCAGUCUGGGCUCCACCUGUGUUAACCUCGGCUCUCACUGCUGUAUAACCAUGAUGGGGAAGUGGGGCCCUGCCCAACCUGGGAACACGUCUUCUGUGUCCUCCGCCUCCUUGCUCUGAACCCCCCCUCCCCCAACCAAAAAAUUAACUUUGAUCUCUUGAACCAUGGAAGCCAAGUGCAAAGGAGGUGAGUGUGCCAGAAGCAGAAGCCGUCAUUCUCUUAGAGGCACUUUGGGAUACCGAUUCUUUUCUUCUUCUUCUUCUUCUUCUUUUUUUUUUUUAAAAAAAAGUAAUAAAUUUCUAAAUUAAAGAAGUGUAAUGGAAAAGCA
Molecule: messenger RNA, 2232 nt
Organism: Eublepharis macularius
Lineage: Eukaryota; Metazoa; Chordata; Lepidosauria; Squamata; Eublepharidae
Gene: USF1
Product: upstream transcription factor 1
Exons: 11
Coding region: 345-1289 (314 amino acids)
Biological process (GO): regulation of transcription by RNA polymerase II
Molecular function (GO): RNA polymerase II cis-regulatory region sequence-specific DNA binding; protein dimerization activity; DNA-binding transcription factor activity, RNA polymerase II-specific
Source: RefSeq, a predicted model, not a curated record